AGGUUUUUGUUUGACUUUGACAUUAGGGGAAAUACGCUAUCGCGGUUUCGUAAUUCGUAACUUUUGUUAUGAAAAAUCCAAUAAAAAUCAUGAAAUCUCAUUAAUUUUCUGCAUCUGCAAUGGUUAUUUAGUAUUAAAGAUAUUUUUAAUACUUUAGCACAGUAAAUAGAGUGACUUAGUGUGGUAAAUAGUGACCUUUGUUGACCCGUAUCAAGAAGUGAUUUUAUUUAUAAUGUUUAUUAAAAAUCGAGUUAUUCUUUCAAAACUAAGGGUAAGAGGAAGAUAUUACUACAGAUUAUUCUCAACAAAGACCAGUGUGGGUGAAGUGGAAGUUUCUUUUACAAACGGGAUCACACCGUUGAAGUUAUCCACGGGUCGAUAUGCAAGGUUCGCUGAUGGAGCAUGUGUUGCUUCUCUGGGCAACACAAGUGUGUUGGCGACCGUAGUAUCAAAGGCGAAGCAAAGUCCAAGUUCGUUCCUGCCGCUGGUAGUGGACUACAGACAGAAAGCAGCCGCUGCUGGACGUAUACCUACUAACUUCUUGAGGAGGGAAUUAGGUCCAACAGAACGCGAGAUCCUGACCUCCCGUCUGAUAGACCGGUCCCUCCGCCCUCUAUUCCCGGAGGGCUACAAGUACGACACGCAGGUGGUAUGCAACAUGCUCGCGGUGGACUCAAGUAACCCUCCGGAGACAGUGGCUAUCAAUGCUGCCAGUGCCGCGCUUGCGCUCUCUGAUGUACCUUGGAAUGGACCAGUUGGAGCUGUCAGGCUAGGCCAAAUCGACAACGAAGUGAUAGUGAACCCGACCCGCAAGGACCUGGAACAGUCGACGCUCAACCUGGUUGUCACGGCAACUAGAAGCAACCUCGUCGUGAUGCUGGAGGGCAGUGCUGCUGAUAUCCUGCAGCAGGAUCUGCUGAAGGCCAUCAAAUUAGGUACGAAAGAAGCCCAACACAUAGUCCGGGGUAUCGAGAAGCUACAGAAGGAUCACGGCAAAUUGAAGAGGGAAUAUGAGACGACGCCGCCCCUGGACCAAACCAUCGUAGACACUAUCAAAACUCUUUCCAGUAUGAAGAUUAGGGAGAUUCUCAGUGACCACUCGCACGACAAACUGUCUCGCGACAACGCCAUCUCAGACCUUAGACAGACGGUCCUCAACCAGCUGCGAGACACGGAGGUGGACGUCAACAUCUUACAGGACGCUUUUAACACCAACCUGAAGCAGAUAUUCCGGGAUAUGAUCUUCGAGACUGACUUGCGAUGCGAUGGCCGGCAUCUGGAUGACCUCAGGGAUAUUAGUUGUCAGGUAUCCCUGUACGAGCCACUUCACGGCAGCGCGUUGUUCCAGCGUGGGCAGACGCAGGUGCUGUGUACGGUGGCUUUCGACUCCCCCGACAGCGCGCUCAAGAUGGAUACACUUACCAUGCUCACCAGUGGCAUAAAAGAAAAGAGCUUCUUUCUCCACUACGAGUUUCCGUCAUACGCGACGGGCGAAGUGGGGAAGGGCGGAGCCCCGGGGCGGCGCGAGGCGGGCCACGGCGCGCUGGCGGAGCGCGGGCUGCUGCCCGUGGUGCCGCAGCAGCCCUACGCCGUGCGGCUGACGGCCGAGGUGCUCGAGUCUAACGGGUCGAGCUCUAUGGCGUCAGUGUGCGGCGGGUCGCUGGCGCUGCUGGACGCGGGCGUGCCGCUGGCGGCGGCGGCGGGCGGCGUGGCCGUGGGGCUGGUGUCGCGGCCCGACGGCCACGGCGGCCUGGACGACUACAGGAUCCUCACUGAUUUGUUAGGCAUAGAAGACUACAUGGGAGACAUGGACUUCAAGAUAGCGGGCUCAAAGAAGGGCAUCACAGCGCUCCAAGCCGACAUCAAGAUCAGCGGUCUACCGCUCAAGGUGGUGAUGGAAGCCGUGCAGAAGGGCUGCGACGCUAAGAGUCGGAUCAUUGAUAUUAUGAACCAGUGUAUUGAUAAACCUAGACAAGGAAGAAAAGAAAAUAUGCCAGUGAUAGAAGAAUUAGAAGUGGAAGCCCACAAGAGAGCGAAGCUGCUCGGUCUUGGAGGCAUCAACCUGAAGAAAUUAUACGUGGAAAAUGGGGUGCAGGUAACCCCAAUAGACGAAACGAAGUACACCGUCUUCGCGCCGUCGCAAGCGGCGAUGGAGGAGGCUCGCGCGCGGAUAGCGGGCUGGCUGGCAGCUGAGAGGACCCCCGAGCUGGAGUUCGGAGCCAUCUACAAGGCCAAGGUGGUGGAGGUGAAGGAUAUUGGGGUGCUGGUCACCUUGUAUCCUGGGAUGUCGCCCGCGCUCGUGCAUAACUCGCAGUUGGACCAUCGAAAGAUAAUGCAUCCGUCAGUGCUAGGCCUGGACGUCGGGUCCGAGAUCCAGGUUAAGUACUUCGGCCGCGACCCUGUCUCGGGGCAGACACGGCUGUCUCGCAAGGUGCUCACGUCGCCACCACCCGGGGUGGUCAGGAAACUUGACAAGAGCUAGUGUGGUGGACUAAAGUGGUGUCUGGUGGACUAAAGUAAAUAAAAAAAAAAAAAUACUUACCAAAGUGCAUACAAAGACAGUGAAGUUGAUAACAAUUGUAAAUACAUAACGGUACAGUGAUAUUUUAACCGACUUCGAAAAAGAAGUGAGUGGUUAAUGUGGGUAGAAAACCAGUGGACAGCAAAGAAGUGAUGUGAAGUGUAGUGAUGUGAUGUAUAUAAGCUCACGAGUAUAUCCCAAUCGGGGUAGUCAGAGGUACAAAAAUACUAAGUACCCACACCUCUUCGAGCUUUCUGUUAGACCAAUGUGAUAGGUGAGCCGUAUCACCGUCUUUAAAGGUCGAGCCAACUGUGUUAGCGAGAGCUGCACUUAUUUUAUUUAUAUAAAUAACUCAUUGGUGCAAGUCUGGUACCGGGUUUCGAACCCGCGCUCCUAAUGUAAGAAGCAAACCUGUGUACCACAGGACCAGUGCCUUUUUUUUAAAUUGUGAACUUAACUUAAUUUUUCUUUAAAUUGAUAUGAAGGACCUUUAUACUAGUCGUCACGAAAUUAGUGGUUUAGACCCCGAGCCAAGAUUCGAAGCUGUGACAUUGCAAAUUGUAUUGUUUUUUUUUUAAAUUAAGAUGGGUUCGCUCUUGCCUUCAUUCUUCAACGAGGAGAAGAGAUCGACGGUGGAACGAGCUUACCCAGAAAGGCACUAGCACUCUCACACACGCGACGGAACGCAGCAAGCUACUUGGCGCUGGACUUUAAUGAGAGGGUGGUCGCAAGCCAGGCGGUCCCUUACGGGCCCUACCACUCUGCAGGGGGAUCAUGCAGCCGUCAUCACUGACUGGGGAGUCAGGUGAUGCCGUUGCCCAGGGUGGACCACUAGGAGGUAGAUCCCCUUCCACCCUUCUGUUUAAUAAAUCGAUGAUAAAAUAAUUCUCAAAUUAUCAUAUUUAUUCUAGGACUUCUUAUCAACAGUGGCUAUUAGUUGUCUUUGUUUACUUGUGGCUCUGCCCACCCCAUUACGGUUUACGGGCGUAGUAAUGUAUGUAUCUCAAAUUAUCCGUUUUUCAAAGAAUAAACUGAGAAGUGAGAACUUAUUAAAAAUAUUUUGAUUGGAAUUAAGAUAUUGCAUAUGUCCGAUUUGAUAAUCUGUAUAAAGUGAUAUAAAAUUGUAUUGAAAUUUUAAAGAUACUGCCAAAAAUUUUGUAAAUAGGUAGAAGUAAUUAUAUUAAUAAAUUCUUUAAGUACA
Molecule: messenger RNA, 3722 nt
Organism: Pectinophora gossypiella (pink bollworm)
Lineage: Eukaryota; Metazoa; Arthropoda; Insecta; Lepidoptera; Gelechiidae
Gene: PNPase
Product: polyribonucleotide nucleotidyltransferase 1, mitochondrial
Exons: 13
Coding region: 233-2482 (749 amino acids)
Biological process (GO): mitochondrial mRNA catabolic process; mitochondrial RNA 3'-end processing
Cellular component (GO): cytosol; mitochondrion
Molecular function (GO): 3'-5'-RNA exonuclease activity; RNA binding; polyribonucleotide nucleotidyltransferase activity
Source: RefSeq, a predicted model, not a curated record